AUGUCUAAAGAAUUUACAAGCAGACAUCCUAAUAGAGAACAAUCAACUAUAUUAAUAGCUACCAAGACUAUCAAAAGAUCAGGAUUUGAAGAACUUCUUAAAAAGUGGACAAAUCAGGAUAUUAGAAUCAGUUUAAUACCAGAUAUAUAUGACAGCGAG
Messenger RNA from Funneliformis caledonium, 159 nucleotides. The record is from the annotation of a GenBank genome assembly. Lineage: Eukaryota; Fungi; Glomeromycota; Glomeromycetes; Glomerales; Glomeraceae.